AUGGAACAUCUUUGUGCUGCCGAAGUUGUGUAUGGUGACGGAACCUUUUAUGUCUCACCAUCACUCUUCCUGCAGCUGUACACUCUCCAUGCUAUGGUUGGUGGUCAGAUGUUUCCGCUGGUCUUCUUCUUGCUGCCAGACAAGGCGACUGUUACUUACGACCGCGCCUUCCGUCUCCUGAAGGAAGCAGUGGAAGCAAGAGGACUUCAGAUGUCACCUCAACACAUCCAGAUGGACUUCGAAUCUGCAGCGAAGAAUGCCGUCUCCGUCAACUUCCCGACGACGCUGUGGAGGGGGUGUCUAUUCCACUACACACAGUGUGUGUGGAAGAAGACACAAGGGGUUGGCCUUCAGGGCGACUACAACCACGACGAAGACAUCACCCGCUUCGUAAGGCGUGCUGCUGUAUUGCCUUUGGUGCCCGUGACAGAUGUAGACGACGUGUUGCUGAACGCACUUGCAGACAUGCCUGACGACCCUCGCUCAACUCAAGACUAG
Molecule: messenger RNA, 498 nt
Organism: Haliotis rubra (blacklip abalone)
Lineage: Eukaryota; Metazoa; Mollusca; Gastropoda; Lepetellida; Haliotidae
Exons: 3
Coding region: 1-498 (165 amino acids)
Source: RefSeq, a predicted model, not a curated record